Molecule: messenger RNA, 1412 nt
Organism: Limanda limanda (common dab)
Lineage: Eukaryota; Metazoa; Chordata; Actinopteri; Pleuronectiformes; Pleuronectidae
Gene: cfl2
Product: cofilin 2 (muscle)
Exons: 4
Coding region: 103-603 (166 amino acids)
Biological process (GO): cell motility; actin filament fragmentation; actin filament severing
Cellular component (GO): actin cytoskeleton; actin cortical patch; cytoplasm
Molecular function (GO): actin filament binding
Source: RefSeq, a predicted model, not a curated record
CCCCUCCUGCUCCUCCUCCGGUCGACCGGCCACAUUCCCGCUACCUUCCCCCGUGACGAGCACCGAUCUGACGGCGAAGCAGCGGACGAGCCCCGGGACAACAUGGCGUCAGGCGUGACAGUGAACGAUGAGGUCAUCCGAGUGUUCAACGACAUGAAGGUGAGGAAGUCCUCCACCGUGGACGAGGUGAAGAAGAGGAAGAAGGGAGUUCUCUUCUGCCUGAGCGAGGACAAGAAGAAGAUCAUCGUGGAGGAGGGGAAGCAGAUCCUGGUGGGAGACAUCGGAGAGACCGUGGACGACCCCUACGCCUCCUUCGUCAGUCUCCUCCCCCCCGACGACUGCAGAUACGGCCUGUACGACGCCACCUACGAGACCAAGGAGUCCAAGAAGGAGGACCUCGUCUUCAUCUUCUGGGCUCCGGACGGUGCUUCCAUGAAGAGCAAGAUGAUCUACGCCAGCUCCAAGGACGCCAUCAAGAAGAAGUUUACAGGAAUCAAACACGAGUGGCAGGUGAACGGUUUGGACGACAUCCAGGACCGGGCCACGCUGGCGGAGAAGCUGGCCGGGAACAUGGUGGUGUCUCUGGAGGGCAAGCCGCUGUGAUGUCACGGCGGCGAGCGAGGGCGGAGCCAAGCCAACCGCCGUGCCAUCCGGACCGAAGCACCCCCCCCCCCCCCUGAACACCGCCGCUUCACCCAGCAGCUUGCUCUGUCUGUGUUCAUGUCCUGAAGGAGUUAGUGUCUUUAGGCCUUGUUCUUGUUUUUUGUUCUUUUUGCUUUUUUCCAACAUGAAGGAGAUCUCAUUAACAUAACGAUAUGCAAACUCCUCCCAGUUUGUUGCCACAUGACUCUGUUCACCUGCUACCAAACCCCAGGAAGGCUGUCUCUCUCUCAGCCAGAGUUUUGCCAAAAAGUCGAUGUGAAGGAAGCAGCCGAACGCUGGGAGGCGAGCAACGCAACACGCCGCCAAGCUCCGCCUCCUGCAGCACACGCGUUUUUACAUAUGACUUUAUUUAUUAUUGUAAAGUGUUGUUUCUUCUCCAGUUGGUUCCCACCAGGCAGACCCGUUGUUAGACUAUGCAUCCAGAAGAGAAGCUGACCUUUGUGUUGAAACACUACAGCCGAGACAGAAACGAUCCUGAGGUUGAUUCUCUGUAACGUUUGUUUCCUCAGUUUUCAUUUCCUGUUGGUCGCCGCUUUACUUUCAGUUUGAAUGUAACUGUCACACCAGAGUUAGAGUGCACUUUUAUUUUGUAAAGAAACACUACAGGAAGCAGAUUUGACCCCAGCAGAGAGACGACCCCACAACAACAACAACAACAACAACACAACGACAUCUGGAGCCUUAAAGUGGAACGUUGUUUCUGAGAUCACAGGAAGCCACUUUGCAAUAAACGCCUGUGGCAGAUCUGA